Messenger RNA from Kwoniella shivajii, 741 nucleotides. RefSeq lists its product as uncharacterized. The coding region runs from base 1 to 741 and encodes 246 amino acids. NCBI's taxonomy places the organism in Eukaryota, Fungi, Basidiomycota, Tremellomycetes, Tremellales, Cryptococcaceae. Gene Ontology annotation, cellular component: endoplasmic reticulum membrane; endoplasmic reticulum. The record is from RefSeq and is a predicted model, not a curated record. Gene Ontology annotation, biological process: 'de novo' protein folding. The transcript is spliced from 6 exons.
AUGUUAUCGACAACACUCACGCUCACUCUCGCUUUAUCAUCAUUAUCUUCCAUAUUCGCUCAGGGAGAUUUGACCGCAGCGAAUAACUUGACAGAUUUGGAAGGUACUUGGACAAGUAAUCCUGCUGUUUCAACUGGAGGUACAUUUUGUGUACCCGCAGAAAUGAGUUUUGAUUAUCCAAACAAUACAGGAAUGGCGUAUUCAUUCACAAAUACUGGGUUCUUUGAAGAAGCACAAUAUCGGUAUAACUCAAAUGCGUCAAACCCAUCGUGUAUUCAAGCUGUUUUGAUCUGGCAACAUGGUACAUACACAUUAGAAGAUGACGGUUCAAUCGUAUUGAAUCCUUUCGGUCCAGAUGGAAGAGUCCAAGUGCAAGAUCCAUGUGCUGCUACUACGAAUAUCAUCACUUACUACGACGAAACAACAACAUUCAGUGAUUGGGGAAUCAUCGUUGAUCCUGAUUCCGGAAACUAUCAAUUGAGAUUGAACAGAUUUGACGGUGCCAAAUUACCUUACAUGAACCUCGUUGCUAAACCACCAAACAUGCUUCCCACACAAGUAUUAACCGGUGUUAAUGCGUCUGGACAAACCAACACACGUAAACGAUCACUCACUUCUUCACCACUCGAUAUAUUAAAACGAUCAUCAGCUUCGACUCGAAUAUCACUCAGCCCAAACCAAAUGGUCGGCGUAGCAGGUGUAUUAGGAAGUGUGGUCAUCGCAGUGAUGGCUUUGAUCUAG